This is a messenger RNA of Triplophysa dalaica, 2492 nucleotides long. RefSeq names its product complement factor H-like. The transcript has 16 exons. Bases 247 to 2298 code for a protein of 683 amino acids. NCBI's taxonomy places the organism in Eukaryota, Metazoa, Chordata, Actinopteri, Cypriniformes, Nemacheilidae. The record is from RefSeq and is a predicted model, not a curated record.
AAAAUAUGUAAGACACGGUGAAAGCGUUUAACAUGAUUGUAAGAAUCAAUGGAUGUUUGGAGUUUUGAGAGGAAAAUACACAGAUGUGGUGUCGUGCUCUGAUGGGAAGAUAAAAGUUGAUAAUAAAUGUGACAAAAGACAUUAGACAAAAUAAACUCACGUGGACACACUGAGAUACUGGUCGUCAAAUAUUUGCAUGACUGAACAUUCUUCAAUGAACCACAGGACAGAUCACAGCGCUGGAAAAUGGAGAUAUAUCCAAUAAUCAUCUGUUUGAUUUUAGGUUUAAAUGCACUUGGAUCCUCAAACGCUGCAGAGAAAACAUGCACAGUACCUGACAUACCACAUGGGACUGUUGAGUUACUCAAAGUGUACAAGAAAGAUGACACGCUAGAAUACAAAUGUGAUAGGGGAUACAAACCCAGACAGGGAACACCAAGAUGCACAGAGAACGGCUGGAGUCUAAAGCCGGAGUGUGAAGAAAUAACCUGUGAACUCAAGGAAAUAAAAUAUGGAAUACAAGCAAUUGAACCCGAGGGAAAAACUUUCUUUCGAGCUGGAGAAACUGUGCAAAUUAUCUGCUCUGAAAGAUUCAGGAUAUUCUGGACAAAAGAAAGCACACAAACAUUUAAAUGUCAGAAUGAUGGGGAAUGGGACAACAAUCCUACUUGUGAGGAGAUUAGAUGUGAAAUUCCACGUGACAGUCGUCUUUAUUAUGCAUUUUACUAUUUCUACGGCAAUAUGAAAUUGGAUGUGACAAAAUCUUACAGGUGUUUGUCUGAAUAUCGUCAAAUGGCAGCCGUGGCCACAUGUACAAGAGAUGGUUGGAAACCAGAUCCACUGUGUGCUGACAAUACCUGUGAAGCACCAAACAUCCCAAAUGCACAGAUUUUGAGUCAUGAACGCACUAACUAUGAUGUCAAUACAAGAAUACAAUACAAAUGUCUUCCAGGAUUUGAACCCGAGCAACUCAUAGAAAUCACCUGUAAUUCUGCAGGCACAUGGAUAAACAAACAGAACUGCGUUGUAAAGGAAGGUUCUUGCACAACACCACUCUUGGAAAACGGGUACAUAGACAGAGAUCCCCCUACAGAGGACACUAUCUUUUAUUUAUGCAACACGGGUUAUAAAACAUUAACUGGGAAAUGGUGGGGAGCAGCAACAUGCAUCAAUGGCCAUUGGUUAAAUGAGCCGAGAUGUAUCCAGGAUAAGAAAUGUGGUGCUUUGCCAAAUGUUCAACACGGCCGUCUAAAUGAAACAAACGCUGGACGAUCUGCAGAAAUCAUUUGUGAUCCAGGAUACAAAUCAUCAAACAAAUUAAUCAAAUGUGAAAACGGUAUAUGGGAGACACCAACCUGUAAAGUGGAUGAGGAGGGAUGUGUCAGUCCUGAAAGAGUUGAAAACGCUGUGGUCAUCUCUAAACCUCAAGAACGGUAUUCACCUACAUCUCAUGUGACCUACAAAUGUCUCAGACAUUUCACAAUAAACGGGAAUGGCAACGUUUUUUGCCACAAUUCAACUUGGGACAAAGCACCCAUAUGUGAAGCGUUCUGUUCAAAGCCUCUUCUGACAGUAAACAAUUGCAAACUUAUUGAUGAAACCCAAGAUGAGAGGAAAUAUUCUCAUGGAGACACAAUAUGCUAUGAGUGUGAUGAUGGAUAUGAAUCUAUGGGAGAGACCAUCGCUAAGUGUGAUGGACAAACGUGGAUUUACCCAGAAUGCAUGCGAAAAGCUCAGUGUACCAAACCAACAAAGAACUUGCAGUAUGUGACCCUGUCAGAUGAGAAAAAUCUAUUCAACAACUUUGAUACUUUGAGAUACAAGUGCAAUAAACCAUAUGACAAAAUUCCAGGAGGAACUUUGACUUGUAGAGAUGAAAAAUGGAUUGGAACGAUUGGCUGCACAAGCAGCAUUUGUCCUCCACCACCUGAAAUUGAAGAUGGAGAUUUUAUCACUAAGGAUAUGACCAGUGAGGUCAUCACGAAGGUAACAUACUCUUGCCAAUACUACUAUGUGCUGAAUGAACGGAAAGAACAUUACAGCUGUAGAGAUGGGAGAUGGGAAACCCCUCCAAAAUGUCUGAAGCCAUGCAAACUAACACCUGAGAUUUAUACUGAUUACAAUAUACAACUCAUCAGAGAUAACUACGUGAAGCACAGUGAUGAAGAGAUUAGAUUUAAAUGUAAUGAGGGAUGGAAUGCUGGAGGUUUCAGUAGAUCAGAUUAUGUGAAGGGAACAUGCUCUGAUGGGAAGAUAAAUAUACAUAAAAAAUGUAAUGAAGAAAAUAUAUUUGUAUAGACUAAGGUGAACACUGAGACCUGAAGAUUUGUGAUGUAACCAAAGCAUGAAGAUGGACAGACACACAGAGACGAGAACACAUAAAUGCAUCUAUGUUGCUGCAAUCUACAUGUUUAUCAAACAGCUUCAUGGUUUAAAUAAUCUUAAAUAAUAUAAAAUUCUCACUUCAGAAUAAAGAUUCACAUUCAAAUUGU